CCGACAUUCCAGAGGGAAUUCCCAACUGGAAUUACCCCCCUGACCCUCCCCAGUGCCCCAGGAUCCCAGUUCAGCCCAGUUUGGCCCAGUUUAUCCCAGUUUAUUUCCAGUUUAUCCCACUGGGAUGGAGCUGGAAGCGACUCCGAGCUCAUCCCACGUCCUCUCCAGCCCCAUCCAAGCCCCUAUUCCAUGUUUUUCCUUGGAAAAAUCUUCCAAUUCCCACUUGAAAUUACCCCCCAAACUCCCCCAGUACCCCUGGAUCCCAGUUUACCCCAGUUUGGCCCAGUUUAUUCCCAGUUUAUUCCCAGUUUAUCCCACUGGGAUGGAGCUGGAAGCGACUCCGGGCUCGUCCCAGCCCCAUCCCAGCCUCCAUUCCAUGUUUUUCCUUGUCCAUUCCAUGUUUUUCCUUGGAAAAUAACCCCAAUUCCCACCUGGAAUUACCCCCCACACCUCCCCCAGAGCCCCAGGAUCCCAGUUUACCCCAGUUCAGCCCAGUUUGGCCCAGUUUAUCCCAGUUUAUUCCCAGUUUAUCCCCCCGGGAUAGAGCUGGAUGUGGAUCCUGAGGUGGCUCUGGCCCUGAAUUCCUGGUUUUCCUUGGAAAAAUCUUCCAAUUCCCACUUGGAAUUACCCCCUCAAACUCCCCCAGUACCCCUGGAUCCCAGUUCAGCCCAGUUUGGCCCAGUUUAUCCCAGUUUAUUCCCAGUUUAUCCCACUGGGAUGGAGCUGGAAGCGACUCCGGGCUCGUCCCAGCCCCAUCCCAGCCUCCAUUCCAUGUUUUUCCUUGGAAAAAACCCCCCCAAUUCCCACCUGGAAUUACCCCCCACACCUCCCCCAGGGCCCCUGGAUCCCAGUUCAGCCCAGUUUGGCCCAGUUUAUCCCAGUUUAUCCCACUGGGAUGGAGCUGGAAGCGACUCCAGGCUCGUCCCAGCCCCAUCCCAGCCUCCAUUCCAUGUUUUUCUUGGAAAAAAAAACCCAAUUCCCACCUGGAAUCACCCCCCACACCUCCCCCAGAGCCCAAGGAUCCCAGUUUACCCCAGUUUGGCCCAGUUUAUUCCCAGUUUAUCCCCCCGGGAUGGAGCUGGAUGUGGAUCCUGAGGUGGCUCUGGCCCCGAAUUCCUGGUUUUCCUUGGAAAAAUCUUCCAAUUCCCACUUGGAAUUACUCCCUCAAACUCCCCCAGUGCCCCAGAAUCCCAGUUCAGCCCAGUUUGGCCCAGUUUAUCCCAGUUUAUUCCCAGUUGAUCCCACUGGGAUGGAGCUGGAAGCAACUCCAGGCUCAUCCCAGCCCCAUCCCAGCCUCCAUUCCAUGUUUUUCCUUGGAAAAAAAACCCAAUUCCCAACUGGAAUCACCCCCCCACACCUCCCCCAGUGCCUCUGGAUCCCAGUUCAGCCCAGUUUACCCCAGUUUGGCCCAGUUUAUUCCCAGUUUAUCCCAUUGGGAUGGAGCUGGAAGCAACUCCAGGCUCGUCCCAGCCCCAUCCCAGCCUCCAUUCCGUGUUUUUCCUUGGAAAAAAAACCCUUAAAUUCCCACCUGGAAUUACCCCCCACACCUCCCCCAGAACCCCAGGAUGCCGGUUCAUCCCAGUUUGGCCCAGUUCAGCCCAGUUUGGCCCAGUUUAUUCCCAGUUUAUCCCACUGGGAUGGAGCUGGAAGCGACUCCGGGCUCGUCCCAGCCCCAUCCCAGCCUCCAUUCCAUGUUUUUCCUUGGAAAAAAACCCCAAUUCCCACCUGGAAUUACCCCCCACACCUCCCCCAGAGCCCCUGGAUCCCAGUUCAGCCCAGUUUGGCCCAGUUUGUCCCAGUUUGUCCCACUGGGAUGGAGCUGGAAGCGACUCCGGGCUCGUCCCAGCCCCAUCCCAGCCUCCAUUCCAUGUUUUUCCUUGUCCAUUCCAUGUUUUUCCUUGGAAAACCCCCCCAAUUCCCACCUGGAAUUACCCCCCACACCUCCCCAGAGCCCCAGGAUCCCAGUUUACCCCAGUUCAGCCCAGUUUGGCCCAGUUUAUCCCAGUUUAUUCCCAUUUUUCCCACUGGGAUGGAGCUGGAAGCGACUCCAGGCUCAUCCCAGCCCCAUCCUAGCCUCCAUUCCAUGUUUUUCUUGGAAAAAAAACCCCCAAUUCCCACCUGGAAUCACCCCCCACACCUCCCCCACUGCCCCUGGAUCCCAGUUUACCCCAGUUUAUCCCAGUUUAUUCCCAGUUUAUCCCCCCAGGAUGGAGCUGGAAGCGACUCCGGGCUCGUCCCAGCCCCAUCCCAGCCUCCAUUCCAUGUUUUUCCUUGGAAAACCCCCCCAAUUCCCACCUGGAAUCACCCCCUGACCCUCCUCAGUGCCCCAGGAUCCCAGUUUACCCCAGUUUGAUCCCAGUUUAUUCCCAGUUUACCCCAGUUUGAUC
Molecule: messenger RNA, 2387 nt
Organism: Myiozetetes cayanensis
Lineage: Eukaryota; Metazoa; Chordata; Aves; Passeriformes; Tyrannidae
Exons: 3
Coding region: 896-2353 (485 amino acids)
Source: RefSeq, a predicted model, not a curated record